Molecule: messenger RNA, 2009 nt
Organism: Arachis ipaensis
Lineage: Eukaryota; Viridiplantae; Streptophyta; Magnoliopsida; Fabales; Fabaceae
Source: RefSeq, a predicted model, not a curated record
UUGUCAAAGAGUGAUACCAAAGGCUACGACCUUACUUGAACAGGAUCUGUUCUAUAGGCUCGUACAACUGUAUCCUUGAGUUCUAAGGAGACAGGAACCAAAGUCUGGUUGAUGAAUCAUGACCGUGUGAUCAGAGCGUGAUUAAUGGUCCAGAUUGAAGCCUCUUGGAGGCUCUCAUCUGUGACAGUGGAGGAUCGUUCUCACCAAACUGUGGUGGGAUGGUUGCACGGUUGUCUGACAGACCACAUAAAAAUAUUUUUUUCCCUCUUCUCUUUAGCGCUCAAUUUGCCAUUCUCACCUACGACUCACCAUCAUCACCCUCUCCUUCUCACCGUUCGCCAUCGACACUCAUUGUCACCACUGCACUGACCAUCGCUCUUCUUCGCCGUUCUGCACUAAUCGUCGCUGCGCCGCCCUCGCCAUCGUCAUCUCCGUCCUUCUCAUCAUCGUCUUCUCUGUGCUCAAUAGGCGUAUACUUUAUCAUACAUUGUCACAAAAUAACCUACCUGAAGUUUGUAACAAUCGGGAAGUUUUGAGUUUGGAGCAAAACCGAAUAAGAUUAGUAGCUCUAUUCAGGAAGGUUCAGGAAAGAAGGUGAAUACCAAGUCCUCUUGGGAGCAAUCGGUUGAGAGGUUAGAGAAAACAGUAGUUCAUGAUCAUGAAGGUUUUUCUAAGCCAGGACCAUCAUUAGCAAGUAAAGAAAGGAAUAGCGGAUUGGCUGAGAAAGUGAGAGUUCAGAGGACUGAGAGAAGUGAUUAUGGAACCAGGUAUGGGAAGUUUGAUAAUCAUGAUGAUGGUGAAGUAGGUGAUGGUGAAAUAGAGGAAGCCAUUGAUGAUCCAAGGUGGGAUAACAUAAAGAACAGGUACAGGGGAUGGGGGGAGCAAAAGUUGGAUCAGAAAGGCCUGAGUUUAGAAGAUGGAAUAAGCAGGAAAAUUGGGGUAGAAAGACUUGGAAAGAGGCCACAGAAUCCACUGUGCCUAAGAUUGUUGGUGAGGGAAUCUAUGGGGUUGGACCGGUUUUGGCUGCACUGUCGGCUGAACGUAGGGAAUUCUAUGCAUUGUACGUGCAAGAAGGUUUGGAUUUGAGUAGUAACAAUAGGAAGAAAAAGGAAAAGAAAGGAUUUGAGAAAGUUCUGAAGAUUGUGGAAAAGUCUCAGAAGAAUACACAUGUGUUGCAGAAGCUGAUUUUCCGAUAAAGGUUGAAGACUUCUUUAGAAGACAGCUACUAAUACCAGAAUUUGAGUGCAAUGAAAAGUCUAUUUCUUCAUAUGGUUGGUAUUGAAAACAAUCUCUUGUUGGCUCUUUUUGGUGUAUACAUCAAAUGCCGUGGGGUUAUUUUCUCGAUCUAGCGGAUUCAGAAAGAUUAGAGUAGUUUGAUCCAUAAGGAAAACCAAAUUUUAUCUUAGUAUGUGGUUAUUUUCUGAAACAUGUCUGUACAUAUCACUCAACACACAAUAUAUAAAUUUGAUCUCUUAGGCUAUGUUUAGAAAGGAGACUGAGAUUGAGAGACAAAGACGGGGAAAUAGAGAUUGAGAGAUAGAGACUAAAUUAAGUCUCUGUAUUGUGUUUGGUGUAAAAUGUACUAGACUGAGUUAUGUCUAAGUAUCGUAUUUGGUUUAAGAUAAAUGUGAAGAUUGAGGAGUAGAUUUAGGAUUUAAAAAGUUUCAUGAGAGUAUUUUUGAAAAGAAAUGUUAAAAUUUCAAUCUCUAAUCCUAGAAAUUUCAGUCCCUUCUGUCUCCACCUUUUGGAAGUACUGAAGAAACUAAAAUUUUGUAUCUUGGAACUGAAAUUUUAGUUCCAGUUUAUAACCACCAAACACAAUACUGAGUCCUAGUUCUUCAGUCUCAAUUCUAGUCUCUAAAAGUAAAUACUACUUAAGUUGCAUUUGGAUACUGUCUCUAAGAUACAGUAGAUACAGAAUUUUUUUGUUGUAGAGAUACUGAUAGAGAAACAAAUUUUUCUUUCCUUCCCAGAGACCGAAAAAUACAAGUCUUGGUGUUUUCUAUAUC